CUAUCUAUAUUUUAAUAUAUGAUAUUUAUUUAAACUUUUUGAAAUACUCAAGCAAGUACAUUCCGAAAUGUUUAGAAGUAAUAAUGAGCAGUAUUGCAUAGUCCCAAAGAAAACAGAAAUUUUAAAUAGUAUUUGCGACUUUCUAAGACAUUUUACACGUCUAUCGGACAAGUUCUUAUUAUUAUAUUUUUAUUCAAAGUAUAAACCAUAUGGAGUAGAUCAUUUGGAAGCUAUACAAGUGUGCUAUAAGUUUGUUCUCGAACAUAAAGAUAAAUUAACUGAAGAAAAACAGAUAGAACGAGUAACAGACGUUGUACGCAAGUAUGCCAUUUUGAAAACAGAACACAUCUUGCACGUUAAUGGGUUCACAGAAAAAAACUUUCUAUCCACAGCUAACAACCCACUCAAUCUUAUAAGUGAACUAUAUCGAUCUGAGCGUAUAUUGAGUAAAAACUUAUCUAAGGUUAUAAGCGUUGCAAAUGAAAUAGCGAAAUUGCACUCAAUCAAUUUGGAAGUGAUUCAAUGUCAAUUGUUAGAAGAAUGGCUCAGUUUCGGAAAUUACAGUGAAGUCUAUUUGGACUGUGUAACAAUACAACUUACGGACCCACAAAUACCGGAGAAUGUUUUAGUCGUAUUCAAGCAUCGAGCAGAAGAAAAUAUUUUGAAAGGAAAAUGUAUCCUAAAUACUUGGAAUGCAAUAAGAGCCAUGCAGUUUCUAGGAACAAAGAUAUUCCCAGAAUACAGGAACAUAAACAGUAAAUUUCUCUUAUACAUCUAUAAGAAAUUAACAGUUAUCAACGAACUUUCUGUACCGACGGUCUAUAGCUCCUAUAUGGGAAACAAAUUUAUUUAUGAUCUAAAACAAUUCAUUCAUAAUAAUAUGGUGGAAAGAUUUCCAUUCGUAAAGAAAAUUAUGUUACUUAAGAUGUUACUGUGGCAAAAACUUCACAACCCAAAGACUUUAAAAUAUAUUUCCACCCUCUGUUUAAGUAUGGGCCUGCAUUCGGCAAAGCUUUGGAAUUGGUUACUUAUGAGAAUGAUAGAUCAUAAUAUGAUAACUGAACUUAAUUUGCUAACAGAAAUUUUAUCACUUAAACCAGAACUGUUAAAUUCGAAAGGUUUAUAUGCUGCUUGGGACUAUAUAUUGGAACAUCCAUUUAAAACAGCUCAACAAAGGUACCCAAUUAGACAAGAUAAAAAAUUGUCAGACACCGUACAACGAAUAAAGAAUUGUCCAAUUGUGAAACAGCUGGAUCUAGUUAAGUUUCUUCAGCAUUGUAUACGAUUGGAACGACCUCGUAUCGCCAGAAUUUUGGUGAAGUUGUGUAAAAUAUAUGAACAAAAAGGAGUGACUACAGAGAUGUUGAAAGCAUGCAAAAUACUAUAACAAUUAGCGGUGAUAUUUAAACUACAAGAGAAGUCAAAUAUAUUCAUCUUAAAGAAACUGAUAUGAUACAAUAUAUUUAUUAUUUAAAAGUUAAA
Messenger RNA from Teleopsis dalmanni, 1482 nucleotides. Its product is annotated as kinetochore-associated protein 1-like. The coding region runs from base 68 to 1387 and encodes 439 amino acids. NCBI's taxonomy places the organism in Eukaryota, Metazoa, Arthropoda, Insecta, Diptera, Diopsidae. Gene Ontology annotation, cellular component: cytoplasm; kinetochore microtubule; RZZ complex. Gene Ontology annotation, biological process: protein localization to kinetochore involved in kinetochore assembly; mitotic spindle assembly checkpoint signaling; mitotic sister chromatid segregation. The record is from RefSeq and is a predicted model, not a curated record. Gene Ontology annotation, molecular function: small GTPase binding. The transcript has 6 exons.